AUGGAGAAUGUCUCCACCGCUGGCGGCCCGCCGCCUGUCUGUAAUGACUCUGUGGACUUCUACUCCCUCACGUCAGGGAACCACACUGACUGCACUCCUCCCUCUGAGUUUUACUUCUACGCUGACCUUUACAUCAUUUUACCGAUCAUCUACUCUGUCAUUUGUGCAGUUGGACUGACUGGCAACACAGCUGUCAUCUAUGUUAUCCUCAAAGCCCCCAAAAUGAAAACUGUCACCAAUAUGUUCAUCCUGAACUUGGCGAUUGCAGAUGAUUUGUUCACUUUGGUGUUGCCAAUCAGCAUAGCUGAACACUUACUGAACUACUGGCCUUUUGGUGAAGUGUUGUGCAAAGUUAUCCUCAGCAUUGACCACUACAACAUAUUCUCCAGUAUCUAUUUCCUGACAGUGAUGAGCAUAGACCGCUAUCUAGUUGUUUUGGCCACAGUGAGGUCCAAACGGAUGCCUUAUCGCACCUACCGAGCAGCCAAAAUCAUCUCAUUAUGCGUCUGGAUCCUCGUCAUCCUCAUCGUCAUGCCUUUCACUGUUUUCGCUGGCGUCUACGUCAGCCCAAACGAUGGGAGGAAGAGCUGUGUGCUCAGCUUCCCUAGCCCUGAAAGUUUGUGGUUCAAAACAAGUCGGAUCUACACACUCAUCCUGGGCUUCGCUAUCCCAGUCUCAACAAUCUGCAUCUUAUACACCAUGAUGCUCUACAAGCUGAGAAACAUGCGACUCAACAGCAAUGCCAAGGCUCUGGACAAGGCCAAGAAGAAGGUCACCAUCAUGGUGUUCAUCGUCUUGGCUGUCUGCUUGUUCUGUUGGACGCCAUUCCACCUCAGCACCAUCGUGGCUUUGACGACCGACCUGAGGACCACGCCGCUGCUAAUUGGGAUCUCCUACUUCAUAACUAGCCUGAGCUAUGCCAACUCCUGCCUCAACCCUUUUCUUUACGCCUUCCUGGACGACAGCUUCAGGAAAGCCUUCAAGAAGAUGUUGGAAUGCAGACCAGCCUGA
This is a messenger RNA of Stegastes partitus (bicolor damselfish), 1011 nucleotides long. RefSeq names its product neuropeptides B/W receptor 2b (gene npbwr2b). Gene Ontology annotation, biological process: neuropeptide signaling pathway. Bases 1 to 1011 code for a protein of 336 amino acids. Gene Ontology annotation, cellular component: plasma membrane; neuron projection. Gene Ontology annotation, molecular function: neuropeptide binding; neuropeptide receptor activity. Lineage: Eukaryota; Metazoa; Chordata; Actinopteri; Pomacentridae. The record is from RefSeq and is a predicted model, not a curated record. The transcript has a single exon.